This is a messenger RNA of Bolinopsis microptera, 4295 nucleotides long. RefSeq names its product structural maintenance of chromosomes protein 5-like. The transcript has 5 exons. Gene Ontology annotation, cellular component: nucleus; Smc5-Smc6 complex. The record is from RefSeq and is a predicted model, not a curated record. Gene Ontology annotation, molecular function: ATP binding; ATP hydrolysis activity; single-stranded DNA binding. Gene Ontology annotation, biological process: double-strand break repair via homologous recombination. The coding region runs from base 68 to 3196 and encodes 1042 amino acids. Lineage: Eukaryota; Metazoa; Ctenophora; Tentaculata; Lobata; Bolinopsidae.
CCAUAUAUUAUAAUGUAUCAUGUUUUGACAUUGUCUAACUUAAUCGGACAUUUCAGGUAGUUGUGUGAUGGAUGGAUGGAUCCAAGGAUCUCUAGCCCGUGUAAAACUGCAGAACUUUGUGACCUAUGAAUCAGUUGAAUUUAAGACAGGCCCACAUUUGAACAUCAUAAUUGGUCCGAAUGGCACUGGUAAAAGUUCUAUUGUCUGUGCACUCUGUUUAGGCCUUGGUGGAAAGACUAAUCUUCUUGGUAGAGCUAGAGAAGUCGGAGAAUUUGUAAAACAUGGAGCAGACCUAGCAAUUAUUGAACUGGAGCUGUAUAACAAGGAUGGCCUGAAUUACACAAUCAAAAGGAUGAUAACCCGUGACAAUAAAUCAGACUGGCAAAUAAAUAAGAAACCUGUUAAUUUGAAAGAGGUCACUAGCCUGGCCAAAAAGUUAAACAUUGAUGUCAACAAUUUGUGUCAGUUUCUUCCUCAAGAUAUGGUAGCAGAAUUUGCUAAGAUGACUCCUCCCCAGCUGUUAGAAUCAACUGAGCGUGCUGUUGGUGGACAAGAACUUGUUGAACUUCAUCACAAGCUUAUCUCCCUCAAAAACGAGCACAAAUCUAUUAUCACAUCUCAAGCAUCUAAGGAAGAAUAUUUGGAUAAACUAAUGAAGCGCAAUGAUUACCUUAAGGACAUAGUCAGCAAGCAUGAGGAAAGAAGCAACCAUUUGAAAAAGAUAGAAGUGUUGCAACUUAAACGACCUUGGCUUGUCUAUGAAGUGGCAAGGAUUAAUUUUCAGAAACUUCGUGAGGGAAAACAGGCAUUGCAGAAUAGAGUCGAAGUUUUAAAAGAUUCUGCCAAGCCUCUAGAGGACUUGUUAGAGGAUAAACGCAAUAAGCAGGUUGAGGUUGAAAAUACAAUCAAAUUGAUGACCAAUGAAUUGAACAAGAUCAACUCUAAUAUCAAGUCUGUUGAGAGUUCUCUUAGUUCUAAUAAAGAAAAACUAGAUGAAAUCCUUGAGGAGUACAACAGCAAAGUUGCUGAAACUGAAACCAGAACAACUAAAAUAAAUCAGCUCACCAAUGAAGUUAAUGCUUACAAAGCUGAGCUUCAUGAUUUGCAAUCUGCUCAGGAUCUUAAAGUUCGCCGUGAUAGCCUUAUCACAGAAUGUAAAAGCAUAGCAAUAGAGUUGGGACAGCUUGAAUCCACCCUCAAUGAAUUGACAAUCGAAGAGCAGUCCAGAAAAUCUAAGCACAGAGGCAUAAAUAAUCAGAUUCAGAAGCUUAAUGACAUCAGUAACCAGAAAAUGGAAAAUCUAAGAAGAUAUGAACGAGAUACCUUUAAUGCUGUUGAAUGGCUCCGGCAAAAUAAAGGGAUGUUCCAGGGAGAAGUUUUAGAACCAUUUCAGCUCAUCAUCAAUGUGCCUAACACAGCAAAUGCAAAGUACAUUGAGAGCAUAAUUUCAAGGAAUGAUAGAAAAGCUUUUAUAUUUGAACGAUCAGACGAUUUAAACUUAUUCAUGAAGGAGCUUAGGGAUAAACAGAAACUCAACAUCAAUGCUGUGAUUGCCCCCAAAGAAGAAAACUUUCAAUCUAACUUAGAUGUAAACAAGCUGAAAUCAUUUGGUUUUCUUGGUUACUUGGUAGAUUUUAUUGAAUGUCCACCUCUUGCUAAAAGAUAUCUCUGCAAGUACUAUAGAAUUCAUACUGUUCCGAUUGGCUCAGCAGCUGUUGAUAAGCAUAUUGAUAAGAUCAACACAGUUAUUACCCAAGGUCUGUACUUCACUCCAACUCAUCGGUACCAGAACAGCAGAUCAAGAUACUCUAACGACACGAUAUCCUCUAUCAGCCAGCUGAGAGGUGCUAAGAUAUUCAGUAUGACAGUUGACACAAAUCAGAUCCAGAGGCUGCAAACAGAGCUGACAGCAAUCCAACAGGAGUCUGAUGAGGCAAAGACUCGCUACAAUGAGGUUAAAGCCGAGCAAGAGCAGUUACGAAUAAAAGAUCAAACUCAUCGAGAUGAGAAAAACAAGAUCCUCCACUUGAUACGACACAGGGAAACAAUCGAUGACAAAAUAAAGAACAGAGCGUUCAAGAUUGCAGAGCUAGAAAACUCUUCCAUCAACUUAGAGGAGGAGAAAGCUAAAUGUGCCCAAAAGUCGCAGCAGAUUUUGCUGAAAUGUACUUCGCUACAGAAGAAAAUGUACACUCUCUACAUUGGCUUUGAAUCGAAGCUAAACGAGAAAAACGAGACCACAAUUCAGAAAAUAGAGGUUUCUCUGGAAGUAUCAGACGCCGAGGAACAACUUCAGUCCAGUACACAGGAACUGCAAGAGGCCAAGGAAAAGCUGGAUAAUCACACCGACCAGAUCAAAAAACAGCGGGAUCACGCAAGGGAAUUGUUGGAGGAGGCUAAAGCUGCUUGUGGUCUCGACAGAGAUAAUCUUCCGAACAAAUACAAGAAUAUGUUCAAACAGUAUCCGUGUUCUGAUGUAAACGAUCUAGAUCAGCAACUGAAUGAAGCACGUGCUCUAGCUGAGUGCAGCAAUGAAGUAGAUCCUCAGGUGAUAACUGAGUAUAAGAACAGGAAAAGGGAGAUAGAAACCGAAGCUCAGGAAGUUGAAGUUAACCAAGAAAAACUCUCAGAAUUCGACAAACAAAUCAACGUUGUCCGUGAGAAGUGGUACGGUCCCGUCACCACGAUCGUCGACCAGAUCAACGGCAAAUUCCGAUCAUUCUUCGCACGGCUGAAAUGUGCUGGUGAAGUUAUACUCUCAGAACACGAGGACUACGACAAGUGGGGUAUCGACAUCAGGGUCCAGUUCCGUAACAGUGACGACAUGAAAAGACUUACCUCCUCAUAUCAGUCAGGCGGAGAGAAGUCCGUGUCUACAAUUCUCUACCUACUUUCCCUGCAGGGGCUCACAGACUGUCCCUUCAGGGUGGUGGAUGAGAUAAACCAGGGUAUGGAUCCUAAGAAUGAACGGAAGGUGUUCGAGAUGAUGGCCCACGCUGCCACCAUAGCUGGAACAUCUCAGUAUUUCCUGAUCACACCCAAAUUGUUGCCCGACCUUGAAUAUAACGAUAAGAUGAAUAUUCUAAGUAUUUUCAAUGGUCUUGGUUUGGAGAAUGCCAACGCUCUGGAUGAUUCGUUUGUUGUUGAAAAGGUGAUUGAGAACAAUCGCAUAAGGAUGUCUCAGUUGGUGCAUUGAUGUGUAGUUGACCAACACGUAUUGCCCUGUAAUUGAUUUGUGAUCUUUACCUCUGGUACCUAUUUUUGAAUUAAUUCUCGGCAGACUGAGACAUUGUUCACCUUUGAUUGGAGCACUUUUGUUUUCUACUUUGUUUUUCCCCUUUCAUGUCAGAUAUAAUAUUGUCUGCUACGGCAACUACCGCCGAUUGACUGUAUUUUAUUUUUAAUGUAUUUAAAUUUUACAUAAAUAUUUUGUAAAUUAUGCUACAAGUUAUGAUGAAAUUUCGUCAAUUUUAAUCAUCACACAAUUUUUAUUCUGUUAAUUCUUGUUUUAUCUUUAUGGCUGAAAGCAAUGAUAUGAUGUGUCGUUAGCAUUUGAGUUUUAUAUCUCAGAAAAGAAAUGCGAAUAUGCCCAAUUUUACUAACUUUUAUUAAAUGUAUUUUAUGAAUAAUCGCAUCACCAUUCACCAAAGCUUUGGUGAGGAACUUGAUUUGUUAAUGACUGAUUUUCUAUUCGUAUGUUAUUGGGAAUCAGGAAAUUUGAUCAAAAUUGUUGUUACUGUAUUAUAUUAUCACAGUUAAGACGUUUUUAUUUUCUGUUUGCAUGCUCUAUGCUAUCUUUAAUUACCCUUUGUUUUUGGUAACUUCUGAAAAUAACAAAUUUAACUCUCAGUAUAGCUCAAGAUGGUGUCUCCCCUCGUCAAACCCAGGAUCGUCAAAAAGAGAACAAAGAGGUUCAUCAGGCAUCAGUCCGACAGGUACUCCAAGCUCUCCAAGAGCAGCUGGAGGAAACCCAAGGGAAUUGACAACAGGGUCAGGAGACGUUUCAAGGGACAGUUCUUGAUGCCCAGCAUCGGAUAUGGCUCCAACAAGAACACAAGGCACCUCAUGCCCGACGGUUUCCUUAAAUUCGUCGUUCACAACGUACCAGAUCUCGAACUUCUGUUGAUGCAGAACAAGAAAUACGCAGCAGAGAUUGCCCAUGAUGUCAGCGCCAAGAAGAGGAAAGAUAUCGUCGAGCGAGCACAACAGCUUAACAUCAAAGUCACCAACUGGCAAGCAAAAUUGAGAUCCGAAGAAGAUAAUUAAAUUUAUUAAGUUAUUUUUUAUCUAUCAAA